This is a messenger RNA of Entrophospora candida, 857 nucleotides long. NCBI's taxonomy places the organism in Eukaryota, Fungi, Glomeromycota, Glomeromycetes, Entrophosporales, Entrophosporaceae. The record is from the annotation of a GenBank genome assembly.
AUGAUCCAUGCACAAAAUAUUUGGAAAGUUGUGUUGAUAAGAAUUACUUUUUCUCAGAAAAUUAUCAAGCCCAAAAAGUUGAUGUAUACAAUUUGCACACUGGUGACCUAGAGAUUUCAUUACAUAAACGUGUUCCAAUUAUCAAAACAUCAGCACUUUCAUCAUCAAAUACUAAUGAAUCAAUAUUCUCUUUAUCACAAUAUGAGUAUAUGAUUGCACAUUGUUCUAAUUUAAAUGUUAUCACCUUAUAUUUGGUUGAAAAUGGUUUAGAGAUUACUACAAAAAGUUUUCCACAAAUUUUUAGAAUUUUGUUUAUAACAUUUAUUGACAACGACACAAAAUUAUUCAUUGUUGCACAAGAUUAUGCUUGCAAUGAAGAUAAUGAAGAUGACAAAGAAACUGUUGAUAAAGCAAAACUUAUUAUUAAAAUUAUAAUUUGGGAUAUUUUUGGUACCAACAACUUUUACCAACAAUUUGAUACUGACAAGGAUUCGAAUUUAAUGUGUUUAAUGUAUGCAAACUAUAAAGAUUUUUUUGCUUCUAGUUUUGGUAGAAUUUAUUCUUUAGAUGAAGAUGGUAAUUUGCUUUCCUUGUUGGAUCAUCCUGAGAUAUCUCACCUUUUGAAAGGCAAUGGAAUGUUACAAACCUAUUUUGACAAUUUAUCACUCAACAACAAUAAUGACAAUGAAAAUUAUCAUAUGAUUUACAAUUUGGAUAAAAGUUUUAGUAAUAUAAAAGAUAAAGAUGAUUUAAUAGCCAACAAUAUAGAACCUUGGAAUAAAAAAUACAAGAGAAUUUCUGUAUUUUUAAAUGAUGAGAGAACAACCCAACUUAUCAUUGGAAAAACAACAAUUCAG